Closterium sp. NIES-65 is the source of this 951-nucleotide messenger RNA. The record is from the annotation of a GenBank genome assembly. NCBI's taxonomy places the organism in Eukaryota, Viridiplantae, Streptophyta, Zygnematophyceae, Desmidiales, Closteriaceae.
AUGGCUGCUCCUCAGGCGCGACUGCUGUUGUUACACUUCCUUUUUCUCUCAGCUUUUCUCACCUUUUUCAACGGGCCAUCUCAAGCGGAUUUAUUAAAAGCCGACAGAGAUCCCCUCCAUUCCGUUCCAGCAGCCGUUGAUACUGACACCCCUCGCCCAUCUGAUGGCGUUGCGACUAGCACCGCCUCCGCCCCACCACCUGCUCCCUCCGCCCGCGCUGCCGCUCCAUCCGCUAAGCCUAGCUCGGCGUGGGAGCGCGCGGUAGCAGCGCUGAAGCCCGCGAUGUACGGCGCGGUGGCCGCCAUGUCCGUCGGCGCGGAGAGCGAUGUGCCCACUGAUGCGCUCCGCCCGCUGCUGGCGCCCGACGUGGUCGUCACGGCCAAGGUCCGCCUGCUCAACGCGGCGAAUCUUACCUCCUCCGGGAUAGCUUGGCAAGGGCUGACCUGUCCUUCGGACGGAACGCUGAAGCCGCCCUCUCCGACCGCCGCGCUGCUUUACCUGCGGUUCGAGCAGCGUGCCGAUUCGCAGAACUCGGCGACGCCUCUGACGUCGCGCACGUGGCCUUUCGCCGACUCGGCGCAGCCAUCGCCCGUCUACGCCGCUCCGCUCGCGUUCCUCUCGCCCAUCGUCUCCUUCCGCCUCUACCCCGGCACUCCCGUGGGACCAGCGGCGCAGCAGAAAGAACUCAGCCUGGUGGGGCUGGGAGGGAGCGUACUGGGAGCUGGUUAUAUGCAAGUAUCUUUCAACGUCUCAAGAGCUCUUCUUGCUCAGCCACGUGCUUGCACUCUGAUAAACAUCGAGGGGGGUAUAGACCAGCAGACAAUGUCUCUAUCGAGCGCAGCCGACAUUGCAGGGUGCAUCAGGCUGAGCACGUUCAACAGCAGCUACUUCUUCGUCCUCACGGAACCGGUGGACAUUCAAGACCAGCUGGAGGCAGCAACACGGCCCUGA